Molecule: messenger RNA, 1228 nt
Organism: Gambusia affinis (western mosquitofish)
Lineage: Eukaryota; Metazoa; Chordata; Actinopteri; Cyprinodontiformes; Poeciliidae
Product: claudin-like protein ZF-A89
Exons: 2
Coding region: 103-1155 (350 amino acids)
Biological process (GO): cell adhesion; bicellular tight junction assembly
Cellular component (GO): bicellular tight junction; plasma membrane
Molecular function (GO): structural molecule activity
Source: RefSeq, a predicted model, not a curated record
UCUCAUGGUUCUGCUUGGAUACUUAAAGCUGCAGGUGAGGAUUGGUCAUAUUAUCCAUUGCUGCUGAAGAGACUUUCAACCUUUUGUGCAACUGAAGAAAAGAUGGUGUCUGCAGGCCUCCAGAUUUUUGGCAUCUUCCUCGCAAGCAUUGGUUUUGCUGGCGACAUCAUUGUUUGUGCCCUGCCAAUGUGGAAGGUAUCUGCAUUUGUUGGGCACAGCAUCAUGACGGCGCAGAUCUUCUGGGAGGGCCUGUGGAUGAACUGUGUGAAGCAGAGCACCGGCCAGCUGCAGUGCAAGUUUUACACCUCCAUGCUGGCUUUGCCUCAAGAACUUCAAGCCGCUCGCGCUCUGGUUGUGAUCUCCAUCAUCGCUGCUUUCCUGGGACUCCUUCUAGCCGUCGCAGGGGGAAAGUACACCAACUGUGUUGAAGAUGACCUUGCUAAGUGCCAGGUCGCCAUCAUUGCAGGUGUGUUCUUCAUUGUUGGAGGUAUCCUGUGUCUGAUCCCAGUGUCCUGGUCUGCCAACGAGAUCAUCAAGACCUUCUACAACCCCGCCGUGGAUGAUGCCCAGAAGAGUGAGCUCAUUCGCCUCGACACAAUGGGGACUCAGCUGGUUGGUUUUUGCUUGGCAAUCAUCGGUUUCAUGGGAACGAUCCUCAUCUGCGCUCUGCCCAUGUGGAAGGUGACGGCAUUCGUUGGAACCAACAUCGUCACCGCUCAGGUGUUUUGGGAAGGUCUGUGGAUGAACUGCGUGAUCCAGAGCACAGGUCACCUGCAGUGCAAGGCCUAUGACUCCGUCCUCGCCUUGUCUCAGGACCUGCAGGGCUCUCGGGCUCUCGUCUGCGUCUCCCUUGGCGUCAGCGUUGUGGCCAUCGGGCUCAGCAUCGUUGGGAUUCGGUGCACCAACUUCUGCCGCUACGACAGGUUGAUGAAAUCCAACAUUGGCAUUGGUGGAGGAGUGGUGUUUCUCAUCGCAGGCGUGCUGUGCAUCAUUCCCGUCAGCUGGUCGGCUCACAUCAUCAUCACGGAAUUUAACAGCCCAGUGGCGACGGAGGGGAGGAGAGGGGAGCUGGGAGCCUCCAUCUACAUCGGCUGGGCGUCUGGAGCGCUGCUCGUCAUCGGAGGAGGGAUCCUGACAGGAAGCUACAGAUGCUGAAGAAGAAGAGGAAUGAUCUCCACUAUCCAUCGUAAACAAACUGAAGGUUUACGUGUAAAAUAGCCUUUCUAAU